Molecule: messenger RNA, 1275 nt
Organism: Penicillium macrosclerotiorum
Lineage: Eukaryota; Fungi; Ascomycota; Eurotiomycetes; Eurotiales; Aspergillaceae
Product: INSIG family protein
Exons: 3
Coding region: 1-1275 (424 amino acids)
Biological process (GO): sterol biosynthetic process
Cellular component (GO): endoplasmic reticulum
Source: RefSeq, a predicted model, not a curated record
AUGUAUGGGACCCCCCAGCGCGCACUCCGCCCGAGUCGUCCUCCCGCCGAGAAUUUCACUAACUCUGUUCCUCUGCAGACGUGUCGAAAUUCCCUACCUCGUAUCCCCGGCGGAAUUGAAUCCUUCUCGCCCUUUGUGAGCCCGAAAAGAACAAAUUCACCGGUACACGAUGGUGGACUCCCCCGUAUCCUUCGCCCGCGCCCGCGACGGCCCUUUGAGGUCGUACCCGCGUCGAACGAAUCGUCCGAGCCCCCUACGCCGAGCGAAGCCGCCAACCCCGACUUGCUGAAUCCCAACGCCCAGGACACGGGCUCGAACUCGACCAGUGUCAGUCGCACCGGCUCAAUCUUGAAUCUGACCUCCUCCACCCUCUACGGCAUCUAUUCCCCGACCGCAUUCGAUAGUCUGCGUGAUGAAUCCAGCCCCUGGGGCACAGAGGCCCAUACUCCAGCUGCAGAGCACCCGCCAGAGCCCUCGCAGCGGGAAGCAGUGAAAUCUGCGACAGAACCGCGUCAGUUUGCUCUACGACGGACACGCUCGCGACUGAGUCAGGGUCUGUUCCGUGGAGUGAUCCUGCCACAGGCCAUGAGCAGCGCUUUGCUCUUUGGCUUCGGCAUCGUCUACGGGGUCAUCACCGUUCACUUACACGAUAAUCACUGGAUCACUCCAGUCAAACUGGAAAAUGUCCACUAUUACGAUUCAUGGCAGUAUCUGGGAUUCUGGGGACUCGCGGGCAUAGCACUGGGAAAUCUUCUUCCCUUACUGGACACUUGGCGCGAGAAUGAAUUGAAGAAGGUUGAUGAAUCAAAGAACACAAACAAUGAGGAAGAGAAUAGGGAUCGUACUCCCUCGUGGGUGACUGUCGCCCGCAGUGUUGGAGCAUUUGUCGGCAUCGCCUUCGCCAUGCGACGACUUCCCUGGCAGUCUACCACGCAAGCCUCCUUGACCCUUGCUCUCGCGAACCCAGUCCUUUGGUAUCUAAUUGAUCGAACCUCGACGGGCUUCCUCCUUUCAACCACUGUUGGCCUCACCGGCAUGAGUGUGGUUUUGGGACUCAAGCCCGAAUUGAUCCCUACGUCCACUGGUCCGACAGUGGGCAGCACUUUGUUGAACGGCACUGGCUGGGAAAAUACACUGGGGGCAGGAAUCUCGCAGGAGAGCAUCGCGGUCCGCACCUGGGUCGCCAGCGUCAUUUUCUGCGCCUGCGUGUGUUUCGGCAAUAUUGGCCGUCAGCUCGCGAUCGGAGCUGGUAGCAGAGAUACCCUCAAGCCAUGA